AUGUCCGGACCGGUUCGGAUAGGGCAAAAUGGCAACUGGGCGACGAAAUCGAGAGUGUUGCAAAAUACUUGCAGGAGCAAGAAUCCCGAUUUGGCCAGUAGGUCAAUGAGGCUUCGCUGCGAACCCUUGGUGGGUGAUCCUAGCGCAUACCGUGGAGUAAGUCGUCCUAGUACAGUGAAAGGUCUGAUAUACCUACAAGACGGCAUGGUUGGAAGCCGAAAUGGCCAUGAGCUUCGCGCUCAGACCUCGAUUGCAGCGAAUGAGCAUUAUUCCGGGGUUGUUGGGGCGCAGCAAGUGCUGAGUUGUCUGUCCCAUCGCCAACCACUCGAUGGCAGGAAGCUAUCAAACGGGUUGGAGGGUAGACCAGGGGUUGCGGCUGCCAGGAUCAACGAGACUGCCGACAACCCAUGA
Messenger RNA from Fusarium verticillioides 7600, 411 nucleotides. RefSeq lists its product as hypothetical. The coding region runs from base 1 to 411 and encodes 136 amino acids. The record is from RefSeq and is a predicted model, not a curated record. NCBI's taxonomy places the organism in Eukaryota, Fungi, Ascomycota, Sordariomycetes, Hypocreales, Nectriaceae. The transcript has 5 exons.